Molecule: messenger RNA, 1583 nt
Organism: Gigantopelta aegis
Lineage: Eukaryota; Metazoa; Mollusca; Gastropoda; Neomphalida; Peltospiridae
Exons: 4
Coding region: 312-1583 (423 amino acids)
Source: RefSeq, a predicted model, not a curated record
AAAAAACUUUGAUGAAACCGAAACUAGAAAACAAAAUUCAGAGAAUGUUAUCGAUAUUACUAAGAAGAGCAAUUUAGCCUGAAUGCAAGUUGUCUGAAGAUGUCAAACAUAACAAAGUAAUAGUAGAACCAGUCACGGAUUCAGCCAGUGGCAUCAUCGAGUUUACAUCCAAGCCAAAGCCGCUGUCUUCUGGGGAUAGUGACUCAUGCAGUGACCUGCCAGCAUUAGAACCUGCUGAUGAUUACCCUCAGUCUCCAGUUUACCCUGUUGAUGGAGCUGAGGGGAAUAUCCUGAGCUUAGAAGACGAUGUAAUGGAAAGUACGGAUGAAAUUAGUGUUCCAGAUAAAAUGGAGGAACUUACAAAAAGUGAAGAUUCCAGUGAAAAUGGUGAGGGCAGUGAUGAGGAAGAUGACCUUAGUUUAGAAGACUCAAGUGGUGAUUCUAGUGAAAAUGAUGAGGACAGUGAUGAAGAAGAUGUUAAUGAAGACAAUGUUGAUGAUGAUGAUGACAGGGACAGUAGUGAUGAUAGUGAUAGUGGCAUGAGGGGUAGUGGUAAGGAUGAUGGAAACUGUGAGCAAGAUGAGAUGGAUGUGGUGCCUUGUACAGAGGAUGAAGAUUCGUCCAGUCUAGAAGACUUGCCUUUGCUUUCUGGAAAACGGAAACUUCAGGGUUUGUCCACUACUCCAGCAAAGAGAAGGUGUAGAAAUUCCUCAAAAGAAAAGGUGAAUCAGAUUCUGCAGAGGCUGAAAGCUAACUGCAGACUGGCAGAUGAUGAAACGAAGACUGCAGUGGGGGAAGGCUCUUCUGCAGGAUCGCAUGCUCAUCCAUCUGGGCAGCCGACACCUUCGCUUAAAUCUGGAACAAGUUCAGAAACCUUCAUAACAAGGUGUAAGGCGGUUGUCAUGGAACUGAAGAAGAUGUUCCGUGAUAACACACAGCUGCAUGACCUACCACGAGUCAAAGCCUGGCGAGAGGAGCUUGAGAAGAUAGAUAGGGAGGUUUGCCUGCCGAAGACAACAAUUGCAGUGGUUGGAGAGACCGGUGCUGGGAAAUCGUCCAUGCUGAACGCUCUAUUUGACCAGUCGUCACUGUUGCCGACGUCCGGUAUGCGUGCGUGCACGGCCGUGGUUGUGGAGGUCUCAGAAAACUGCGACAACUCGAACUACGAAGCAGAUAUAAAGUUCCUUUCCAGAAAGGCAAGUUUUAAUAUACACAGCUCAAACUACAUGUAUGGAGCAGAUACACAGUUCCUUUCAGAACAGGCAAGUUUUAAUAUACACAGCUCAAACUAUGGAGCAGAUACACAGUUCCUUUCAGAACAGGCAAGUUUUAAUAUACACAGCUCAAACUAUGGAGCAGAUACACAGUUCCUUUCAGAACAGGCAAGUUUUAAUAUACACAGCUCAAACUAUGGAGCAGAUAUACAGUUCCUUUCAGAACAGGCAAGUUUUAAUAUACACAGCUCAAACUAUGGAGCAGAUAUACAGUUCCUUUCAGAACAGGCAACUUUUAAUAUACACAGCUCAAACUAUGGAGCAGAUAUACAGUGCCUUUCAGGACAGGCAAGUUUUAAUAUACAGUGA